ACGGGUCACAAGACACAGAGGUAGUGUAUCGUCGACCUUUGUACAACUUCGCUCCCAACAACAGGAAGUCGCGCAGAGUCUACUAGCUGUAGAUACUGCUUCUUCGUCUGUCGCAGUUUUUAGUGUAAUUUAUAGCUGCUGUGUAUAGAGAGGAGAUGUACCGGUGGCCUGUUGUGUGUGUUCUUCUCUGUGUGCUGGGACUCUGUGCAUCUGCGCAGGUGCCACACAGGGAGAUCAGCAAACAAGCCUUCUCCAUCCAUACUAACGAAGUGCAGGAUUUGAAGAAGUGUCUGGAGUGCCUGAGUUUAGGGGAAGCGGUGCGAGCGGAGCUUGGCAAAAGCGACACCCAGCAGUUCAUAAUGAAACUGCUGGAGAAGGCAUGCAUGCUCCUGCCUACAGCAGAAAGCUCCCAGUGUUUGAGCGCUCUUGACAACGUAGGCCCAAUGUUCAUGGCAUACCUGCUUGAAAAGCUGGAACCGGCCGCAGUCUGUCAGGACCUGGGGAUCUGUGACGCUUCAGGAAGUGCACUGGCAAGAAAACACAGCAACGACUUCAAGGGCACGAAUGUGACGAUUGAGUGCCACCUGUGUGAGAUGCUGGUCACCGCUGUGAAGGACGAGGCGGACAGCUAUCAGUGGUACAUUAAGGGCUUCAUGGAUGACUUCUGUGCGCGCCUGCCGGUGAUAGUACAGGGCGAGUGUCAGACGAUGGUGGACGAGAAGUACCCCGACGUCGUGAAGAUUCUGGACCAGAUCCUGGAUCCGCAAGUCGCCUGCACCUUCCUCAAGGCGUGCCAAUAGAACAAUUAAAGACACCUUCAUAAUACGAGAGAGUAACACACUUAUCAACAAGAGCUAUAUACCACACACAGAUCACAACCUUAGCAUGUCCAGAACACCAGAUAUGAAAUCCGGAAGUUUCGCUUUAGUACCCAAUAGAAAGCCGUUAGUAGGUCCAUUCAUUCAACUUUCGUUGUCCCGAUCUCUGCCCACCUACCGAAUACCAUAAUGAUCCAUCGACAACUUCUAGGACUAUGCUUUCCAGAAACACACGCACAGAGGCACACAUACAGACAAACAAACACCGAAAACAUAACCUUCUUGGUGAAGGUAAUCAGAAAGCCAAUGGGAUUGGGUGGCUAUAGCUAGCGAUGAUGAUAGCGAGAAGAUUUUAAAAAAGACAGAACCUUAGAGAGACUUGCUCACUGUAACCUAAACCCCACGAUAUAACUGGCAUGGCUAAAGCUAAUCAGAAGCAAUAUCUAAAGUUACAUAUAAUCUGAAACUGAAGUUCAGAAUUCGCUGUCGAAAGUACAUACAAACGUGCGUUGAAGUAGUUUUUAGUCUCUCUUUCUCCAAUUGUCUAAACAACUGGAUACUGUCUCCUCAAAUAGACAAUUGAUGAACAUUCAAAAUGACUCUGUUUGGGUAAAUAAAGAUGGAUACAGCUAUUGACUUAGA
Molecule: messenger RNA, 1460 nt
Organism: Branchiostoma floridae (Florida lancelet)
Lineage: Eukaryota; Metazoa; Chordata; Leptocardii; Amphioxiformes; Branchiostomatidae
Product: prosaposin-like
Exons: 8
Coding region: 156-800 (214 amino acids)
Source: RefSeq, a predicted model, not a curated record